Molecule: messenger RNA, 915 nt
Organism: Closterium sp. Naga37s-1
Lineage: Eukaryota; Viridiplantae; Streptophyta; Zygnematophyceae; Desmidiales; Closteriaceae
Source: the annotation of a GenBank genome assembly
AUGUUCUGCCCCCGGCGUUCUGCCCCCUGCGCUCUGUCCCCUGCGCUCUGCGUUCUGCCCCCUCCGCUCUGCGUUCUGCCCCCUGCGCUCUGCCCCCUCCGCCCCCUGCGCUCUGCCCCCUCUGCUCUGCGCUCUGCGCCCUACGCUCUGCGCCCUACGCUCUGCGCCCUGCGCUCUGCGCCCUGCGCUCUGCGCCCUGCGCUCUGCGCCCUGCGCUCUGCGCCCUGCGCUCUGCGCCCUGCGCUCUGCGCCCUAUGCUCUGCGCCCUGCGCUCUGCGCCCUAUGCUGUGCCCCCAAUGCUCUGCGCCCUAUGCUCUGCGCCCUAUGCUCUGCGCCAUAUGCUCUGCGCCCUAUGCUCUGCGCCCUAUGCUCUGCGCCCUAUGCUCUGCACCCUAUGCUCUGCGCCCUAUGCUCUGCGCCCUAUGCUCUGCGCCCUAUGCUCUGCUCCCUAUGCUCUGCGCCCUAUGCUCUGCGCCCAAUGCUCUGCGCCCUAUCCUCUGGUUCCUAUUCCCCUUCUCGCCAAACCUCCACCCGCCCCCGCCCCUUUCCAACCCCUACCCCUCAUGCCGCGCCAUUCCCCUGUUCCUCCUCGCAGGGGGGGUGGCGCACAACAUAGCGGAGUGCAUGGCAGCACUCUCCGCCGCGCCCUUCCUCAUCUCCGCCGUGGGGGAUGACGCUGCAGGCAGGCCCAUGGCCCACCCUUUCUUCCCCUCAUCCGUGCUUCCCCACAUUUCCCUCCCUGCUUCUCCUCAGUUCCCCCCUUGCUUCCCCUCAUUUCCCUCCCUCUUCUUACGGUACUUCCUUUUUUCCCUCUCAGCCCUGCUUCCCUCUUCCCCCUCUUCCCUAUCUCCCCUGUUUGACUUUAGUCUUGUUCCCCCUCCCCAUCCCUCGUAUUCCCUCCCUCUCCCUGGGUAG